CUUCAGUCUCUAUCAUCCCUGUAUAAUAUUCAAGCCUUCCCCUUAUUUGUUUAUUCUGUUCGCUCGUCAGUCGCAAAACAUGGAUAAACUAGUGGCCCAGUACACGCGCCCGCCCCAUCAGAAUGAGUUCUACUCCGAGCAAGAACAGCGUGCCUUGACAGAGACCCUCCCGCCGCUUACCCUGAAGUUCGAUCUUCCACCUUUGGAUAAUUCACCAGCCUUCCUCCGUGCUAUGACUGAUGACCACUCGAACCCAGAUUGUCCCAUAAAGCUAGCUCACGGAACGACGACACUCGCUUUUCGCUUCCAGGGUGGAAUCAUUGUCGCGACAGAUUCGAGGGCGUCGGCUGGAGAUUGGAUUGCCAGCCAGACUGUGAAGAAGGUCAUUCCCGUAUCGCGGCUGAGUCGCGGUGAGGACAAGCCUACAGAUGCUCCGACACCGGGUCUUUUGGCGACCUUGGCCGGAGGUGCGGCGGAUUGCCAAUACUGGUUGCGGUAUUUAAGCCAGCAAUGCACACUUCACGAGAUCCGACACAAGCGCCGUAUUACUGUCGCGGCUGCGUCGAAGAUUCUUGCCAAUUUGACAUACGCUUAUAAGGGCAUGGGCUUGAGCAUGGGAACCAUGCUAGCAGGAAUGACCCCCCAAGAAGGACCAGCCCUCUACUACAUUGACUCGGAUGGUACCAGACUCCCCGGGAACCUAUUCUGUGUCGGAUCCGGUCAGACAUUCGCAUACGGCGUGCUUGAUGCCGAAUACCGAUACGAUUUGUCUUUGGAGGAUGCUCUUCAGCUAGGAAGGCGGAGUAUUCUGGCCGCCACGCACAGAGACGCGUUCUCCGGUGGUCACAUUAACCUGUACCACGUCAAGGAGGAAGGAUGGGUCCACCACGGUUUCCAAGACAUGAAUCCGAUUUUCUGGCAGACAAAGUUGGAGAAGGGCGAAUUCUCCAAUGUUACGUCGGAGUUAUAGGUUAUUUGUGGCUUGUCUCUAGCCAUCACGGGUUUAUUUGGCUCUUUUCCAAGCCUCUAAUCUGGACUAUGCGGACGGAAUCGGGUAUAGAAUGAAAUAUCGAGUCGAUCUCCACCGUAUUUCAUGAAA
This is a messenger RNA of Monascus purpureus, 1099 nucleotides long. Lineage: Eukaryota; Fungi; Ascomycota; Eurotiomycetes; Eurotiales; Aspergillaceae. The record is from the annotation of a GenBank genome assembly.